Fusarium coffeatum is the source of this 1677-nucleotide messenger RNA. RefSeq lists its product as uncharacterized. Gene Ontology annotation, molecular function: protein binding. The transcript has 2 exons. NCBI's taxonomy places the organism in Eukaryota, Fungi, Ascomycota, Sordariomycetes, Hypocreales, Nectriaceae. The record is from RefSeq and is a predicted model, not a curated record. The coding region runs from base 1 to 1677 and encodes 558 amino acids.
AUGACACAACCUGCCAGUCCACGCCAGUCGCCCCGCAUGCAACCUGCAAGCCCACGACACUCACCAAGGACACAGCCCACCAGACCAGCGAAACAGGAACCCUCUCCAGAUAAACCAGAACCUCAAAAGAAAGGCUUCGACUUCAUGAGACACCUCCCCCAAGCCUUCGCAACCUACGCCAGUGUAAAUGCUCUUAGCGAACACGCCGACACUGCAAAAGAAUGGGCAGAUUGGUUCAUGAAUCUGCGCAAAACACCCGCCGAAAUCCACGAACUUUCUGCUAAAGUAACAACAGCAAAAGACACCAUCACCCAGAUCCAAAACAGUCUUGAAGCUCGACCUGAUAUCAUCGAUGGCGAUGAUGCUGGACCUAUGAGGAAGCAGAUUGACGAAGCUAUUAAGAAUGCCACAACCGCUUUGGAUGAGAUGACCAAGUUGUUACAGGAGAUCAGUAGCGAUGGCCUUGAAGGAACGGCUUUUAGGAGUUUGGAGGAGUUUUAUAAUUCUUACAAGUAUAAGGAUGAGUGGGAGGAGAAGAUCAAGAUUGCUGAUGCGGAUCUUGAGAAGGAGUUGGGGGCUUUGAGUAAGAUCAUGGUCAACAUUUACUCACGUGCGCUAAGCAAACCUGCGCCGCCUGGUUUGAAUAAUCCUGUGCCGCCGCCUGCACCGGGACAGAAUGCUGAUUCGGGUUAUGCACGACGGCCGAGUGCUGCAACUCGUGGGUCAUCAUCGAGGGUUGCUUCGCCGAUUUUGGAGCCGCCUCCUGUGGGCAAGUAUCGAAAGUCGGUUGAUGAGAAUGCAGAACCGAAGCCUACUGAACUGACCGACGGAGUGAGGAGUGAAGCUGUACCGGAAGUGGUAGUUAACGAGCAGCCGGCAGAGGAAGCAAAGAAGGCAGAUGAUGUGCCGUCUGGCUUUGGAGAAGCUAAUGUUAAAGAGACUACUGACACAAACUCGGAAUCUCCCACAGGCACCAAGCUAAAGGUUGAUAAACCAGCUGAAGUACCACCAGUGCCAGCGGCUGAGCCUGAGACAAAAGUCCCGGAGCCACCAAAGGAAGUACCAACCGGUAUAAAGCCAGCUCAACCAACACCAUCAGUAGCCCAACCUCCAAAGCAACCAUCCCCACCAACGAAGUCCCCUGAAGACACACUCCUAGACGCAGCAUGGAACGGCGACAUCCAAGCCUGCACAAACGCCCUCCGCCACGCCUCCCCAACGACCCGCGACUCCCAUGGCCUAACCCCCCUGCACCUAGCCUGCGAACGCGACCACCUCGCCAUAGCAAUGCUCCUCCACGACACAGGCAUAUCCUCCAACGUCCACGAUCUCCACGAACGUACCCCGCUACAUCUCGCAGCGCGCUACGGCUCUUCUGCUAUCGUAGAAUAUCUACUAGACGACUGCAAAGCUGAUCCCAACGCCAAAACAGAUGAUGGUAGAACACCGUUGCAUUAUGCGGCUGUUGUGGAUGAUGAGGAGAGGAGGGAGGUUGUUAGGUUGUUGAGGGAUUUUGGGGCGGAUCCGACGGUCGAGGAUGGGAGGGGGAGGACGGCGAGGGAUUUGGCGCAGAGGAGGGAUUUGUGGGAUGUUUCGGCGACUUUGAGACGGGCGGAGAAGAGAUGGGAGGAGGAGCAUCAUCAGAAUUGGUUUCAGAGGCAUGGACUUAAGCGAUAG